Messenger RNA from Mercenaria mercenaria, 528 nucleotides. RefSeq names its product transcription intermediary factor 1-beta-like. The record is from RefSeq and is a predicted model, not a curated record. The transcript has a single exon. Lineage: Eukaryota; Metazoa; Mollusca; Bivalvia; Venerida; Veneridae. The coding region runs from base 1 to 528 and encodes 175 amino acids. Gene Ontology annotation, molecular function: zinc ion binding.
AUGGAAACGAAAUUCGAAAUUAUUCUGUUAUGUGACAGUUGUCUGCGUGGUAACACGGAUUCCUCAGCAAAUGCUUUUUGUCUUCAGUGUAGCGAAAGACUUUGUGAUAACUGUAACAAACAUCAUAAGAGGAAUAAAGCUUCUUCAAGUCACACUAUCCAAAGUAUCAGCGACGUGAAAGAUGAAGAAGCAUUUAAUACUCUUAAACGACUUACGCAGUGUUCAGUCCAUACAGACAAAAAGAUAAAAUACUUGUGCAAAGAUCAUGAUCAAUUGUGUUGUAAUGAGUGUGCUAUUGUCAGACACCGUAAAUGCGAGGAUGUUGUUUCUCUUGCAGAAGAAAUGGAAAAGGCCAGCCAAAACGCAUCCACUUCCACUGAAGAUGUUUUAAAAGAGUUUAACAAGCACGCCGAUUUGCUCAUGCACCAUGAAGUGAAAGAGCAAGUGAAAAUAGAUAAAACAAAGGAAGCUUGUACUCAAGCAUUGGAAACAUUGAAGAAAAACAUGGACGCAGCAUAUCAAAGAUGA